ACUGACGCAUAACUCUGAUGUCUCAGCUUCCAUAUCUAACACGCAAAAAAAAAAACACUGCAAAAGCAAAAAAUGGUGGUAGAAACUCAGAAUCCAAACACGACCUUUUCGCCGCACGCCACAAGGUUUACAUCAAUCCCGAUCGUGGAUAUCUCCGACCCAGAAUCCAAACACGACCUUUUGAGAGCCUGCGAGGACUUUGGAUUCUUCAAGGUGAUCAACCAUGGCGUUCCCACGGAGCCCAUUUCCCGUUUGGAACAAGAAGCUGUCAAGUUCUUCUCCUUGCCCAUGUCGGAGAAAACCAAAGCCGCCGGAGAUUCUGGUGACCCUUUUGGCUACGGGAACAGGAAGAUUGGUCGGAAUGGUGACGUGGGUUGGGUUGAAUACUUGUUGAUGAACGCGAAUCUUGAUUCGGGUUUCUUGAAAAACCCGGGAAAAAUCAGGAGAGCAAUAGAAGAAUACAUAACGUCAGUGAGAAAAAUGACAUGUGAAGUGUUAGAGAUAAUGGCCGAUGGGUUAGGGGUUCAACCGAGGAAUACGUUAAGCAAACUCUUAACCGACCAAAAGAGCGAUUCCAUGUUAAGGUUAAACCACUACCCUCCCUGUCCUCUCCUCAAGAACGCCAAUGUGAAGAGCGUUAUCGGCUUCGGAGAACACACGGAUCCUCAGAUCAUCUCUGUCCUGAGAUCCAACAACACUUCCGGUCUCCAAAUCGCUCUUCGUGACGGUUCUUGGAUCUCAAUCCCGCCCGACCAUUCUUCCUUCUUCUUCAACGUCGGCGACUCUUUGCAGGUGAUGACGAACGGGAGGUUCAAAAGCGUGAGGCAUAGAGUGAUGGCGAACAGUGAGAGAUCGAGGCUUUCCAUUAUUUAUUUCGGUGGGCCCCCUCUUUCUCAUACCAUCCUCCCUCUCCUCCUCACAAACGAGGAGGGGGGCGGCGGCGGCGGCGGCGACGGCGACAAUCUAUACGAAGAGUUCACUUGGUCUGACUACAAGAACUCCGCCUUCAACUCUAGGCUGGCCGACAACAGGCUCAUCCCUUUCCAAAGGAAUCAGCUUUCGAGGAUGUUAUGAACCAAUAAUAAAAUAUUACGUUCCAAAGGCAUGCAUACAAAAUAUAAAAAAAAUAUCACAGAUAUUUAUUAAAAACAUUAUUGCAUUCUAAUAUUGUUUUUUUUUAUUUAUUUAUUUGGGAUUGGUAUAAAAUACACUACUUUAGUUUAGGGUUUUCAACUAUCCUGAUUUUAAU
Tarenaya hassleriana is the source of this 1249-nucleotide messenger RNA. Its product is annotated as gibberellin 2-beta-dioxygenase 1. NCBI's taxonomy places the organism in Eukaryota, Viridiplantae, Streptophyta, Magnoliopsida, Brassicales, Cleomaceae. The record is from RefSeq and is a predicted model, not a curated record. Gene Ontology annotation, biological process: response to light stimulus; gibberellin catabolic process.